AAAAAUUAGGAAAGCAAUUAUGGUAAAGAGAAACAAUUUCAAUAGGAAACUACCAAUUCUUAUAGCUUUAGAAAUCCUUACCUAAAAGGAAUGUGAUUUUCAAUCUUUCCCUAUAAAUAAACAUACACCAAUUUCUUAAUUUCAAAGAAAAAUCUACUUCUUGAAGAAGAACAUUAAGGAGAAUGGGCACAGGGAAGAAGAAAAUAGAGAUCGAGAAAAUCACAAAGGAAACUUCUAGAAUGGUGACAUUCUCGAAAAGACGAAAAGGGCUUUUUAAAAAAGCUAAAGAACUUGAAUCAAUGACGGGUUCUCGUGUUGCUUCGAUUGUUUUUUCACCCACUGGAAGGCCUUAUACUUGCGGAGACGUUAAUUCUGCUAUAAAGAGGAAUUUUUCUACUAGUAGUAGAUGUACUGAACAAUCAAUGUCCGGGCUAAAUUCUAAUCAUUCAAAUUCUGAUACUUCUGAUGAUGUUGUUGUAGUUUCUGGCGGAUCUUCCUCCUCGGAGUCGAAAUCAUCAUCGACCCCGACGAGAAAUGCUCUCCGUGAUUGGGUGGAGGGUAUAGAUGCUGAAGGAUGUGAAAAUUUGAAUCAACUCAUAAUGUUGAAAGAACAAUUGGAAGGAACCAGAGAAAACAUUAUUUCCAUUGAAGAUGUUGAGUCCUUUCAAGCUUUGUUUAUGUAAAUCGUUUUAAACUUAUUUGAUUUAUAUACUUAUGGAAUUGUACUCCGGUA
This is a messenger RNA of Solanum dulcamara, 733 nucleotides long. Its product is annotated as agamous-like MADS-box protein AGL61. Gene Ontology annotation, molecular function: protein dimerization activity; DNA-binding transcription factor activity, RNA polymerase II-specific; RNA polymerase II cis-regulatory region sequence-specific DNA binding. The record is from RefSeq and is a predicted model, not a curated record. Gene Ontology annotation, biological process: regulation of transcription by RNA polymerase II. Bases 183 to 683 code for a protein of 166 amino acids. Lineage: Eukaryota; Viridiplantae; Streptophyta; Magnoliopsida; Solanales; Solanaceae. The transcript has a single exon.